This is a messenger RNA of Fusarium mangiferae, 3726 nucleotides long. RefSeq lists its product as uncharacterized. The transcript has a single exon. Bases 1 to 3726 code for a protein of 1241 amino acids. The record is from RefSeq and is a predicted model, not a curated record. Lineage: Eukaryota; Fungi; Ascomycota; Sordariomycetes; Hypocreales; Nectriaceae.
AUGCCUCUCAGAAGGUCAAGCAACUCGGCCGAUGGCCAUUCUACUACAUCUUCACCUUCUUUCUCCCUGUCAAGUACCAAGCGCCGAUUCCCCCUCUUAAGCAGGAGAAGGAACCGACACUCAGAUGUGUCGCAGUCCUCAAUUCCUCCCUUGCCGUCACCAUCACCACCAGCAUCCCCUUCACCCUCUCCGAAAGUUGCCAAACCUGGACUCCGGGUGCAUGUCCAGGUCAAAUUCGAAUCCCCUCAUAGUUCGGAGCAUGUUCGCGACUAUGAAGCUUCCCCCCAGCUGAAAGCUACUGAUCGCAUUUGCCAAGCUUUGCUUUCGCGCCUGCAGCAUUGCUCUUCUGAGCUUAUCACACGCCACGAUAGCAACGCUCUCGACCCGCUCCGCAAGCCACACCGUGAUGUUAAGCCAUUGCGUUAUCGCAUCACGUACCGUGUUGAGCGUGAUGGCCUUAUUCUCGUAGAAAAGUCUUUGCGCUCUUUCCAAGAGUAUGAGUUGACACAUGACGAUGCUCGCGAGGUUGUCGCCGCUACCGACCGGAUCAUCGGUCUCUUUUUAGUGCGGCACGACCCCGGAUUCCAAUGGUCCGAGUCCGUUGAGUCUGAAGCUACCAGUCCCGAGUCCGAGACCUUCCGGCCGUGCACCGGCCGGCCUCAAUCCAUGGCAUGCAUCCCCCGAUCUCAUUUUGUUAGCGACAUGCAGAAAUUCGAGUUUGUAUCCGGGUAUUCGAUUGAGCUUUUCUUGCGCAGCCGUUGCGCUACGCGCUAUCCAGAGAACCGGAAUGCUUCUAUCAAGAUUGACAGCCGACAGCCUUCACCUCUACCCCUCCUACUCGGCGAAGAACUGACCACCCGUGUCUCAAAUCUUAUCAUUGACCCAGUUGACGCCUGGAAGCGCAAGUUUGACAAGCGUCACAAGUCUUGCGAUGGCCUGGAGGGCAGUGGUGGCUGCACUCAUAUCGAGGAUGGAGCUGUUGAUAUCAUGGUGAAGGUCCGUAACCACAUUGGGCCUGACUAUACCUACUUCUCCCAUCGCAUCCAGACAAGCAAGGUUCUGUUUAAUGACCACGAUGGUCGCGACUUCGACGAGUUCGCCAACCAAGUCAAAGCGAAGCUAGAGAAAGCUCGUGAUAUGACAGACAAAUCUGUGCGGUCCUUGGAUGAUUUCACUCUCACCAUCCGAGAGCUCCGUGGCAAGAACUGGUCUGUCCAUGAGCCUCUCAUCGUCCGACUCGACCCCACAGUUACAUACUGUCGCCAAACCAUGGAAGCUGUCAUGGAACGUCUCCAGACUGGCAUCAGUAACGUCCUUGAACAUCAUGAGGAUGCUCUUGCUACCAUGACUGUUCACAAGCGCGGACACCUCAUCUUUGACGGUUUCCUUGACGGUGCUGGUGGGGAUGACAGUGUGCAUCACGAGAAAUUUGCGACACCUGAUCUGGAGCGAAAGGCCCUCGAAGCCCACUUAAAGGAACGCAUUCGUUCAGACAUUACGAUGCUCUGUAGAGACACAUGUGCCAUAGACUGCCCUGAUACACUGCCAAACUUGCGGCUAAAGACAAGCGGAACAGCUGCAUCUUCCAUUGGAGCACCCCAAUUGAUGAGGCCUCCUUUUUCCACAGCUGGCUCAUCAUCUGCUGCGCCAACUACGCCUUCGUUUACUGCCUCGCUUCCUCGUCAACCCUCCGAGAAGUCCUUCCAUGGAUCCAUGGCCAGCACUCGUUCUGAUAACUCUCUUACCAAGAAGCUCGCGAAGGAAAGUCUGAGGGAUCCCGUUGAAUGCCCCUCGGCACCAGCAACCCCAUCACCCGACAUCCGCCGAGUACCUUCGGGUGUUGAAAUGGCCAAGAAGCAUGGGUAUAUGUCUGACUUCAUGGCAGACGAUGAGAACCAGUCCGAACCCCCGUCUACUCCAAGUCUGGUGGAUACUGAUAGCCUCAGCCCCCGAGACAGUGUCGUUGCAACCCCUUCGCGGGCCAUGCCCCAUGAUCAGUCCAACGAGGGACUUCGUAUCAUAGAUGAUGGACGAAGAAUCAUCUACCAAGAGCAGUCUGACAUGGAUGCCAUCGCAAGUGGAAUGGUGCAAUUCCACCGCCCGAUCACCGACGAUGACGAGCCAAUUCAACUUGUCAAAGAGAAGCCGGCUGAGAAUCCCGAUAAGAAAGCGGCUCGCCGAUCACUGGAUACUCGUAUGCCGGACCUCUCUGGAAACAUAGAUCAACUUCCUGAGGCAAAGAAGCACGAGCCAGUCAUAAUUCAACAAGAGUCACAGCCUCAUGCCCCCACGACACCUGAGCUUCAGAAGGCAAUGAUGGCUGAAGAGCCCUCAACUAAGAGUGUCGCAGAACAAGUACAACAAGUACCUGGACAGGCAAAGGCCGAAGCCAUCUCUGAGAAGGGCACCGGCGAGAUCCACCGGGCUUUCCAAGAGGAGCAGUGGGAGACGGUUGAGACCAAAGACAAGCCUCGCGAGAAUCCCACAGAAGUCGAGGCCAACUCAAAAUCUGAAACGAGCUUUGGAACUACACCUGAAGCCAGCAUUCGUGAGGAUGCCGAGACAAAGGACAUUUCUAUCCCCGAGGUUGCUGUGACAGUUACCGCUGAAGAACAGCCUUCUAAUGAGAAGCAAGUAGAGGCUCAGUUGUCUAAUGACUCUGAAGUGCAAACGCCUACGGCUGAGCCUGUCGUUGCUGAGAAACACGACGUUCCACCGGUUGAUGCCGCGCAGAAGACACUUGAGGCGCCUGCACUUGGAGAAUUCCCUAAGCCACCUUCUAAUCACGCCGACACUGAUGAGGCUGGUCGUGACGAUCAGCAGAAAGAGCAUAGCCAGGAAACCCCAAUUCAGACCUUGACUUCUGACUUGAAGCAAGCGGAGGAGGAUUCAGAAGUGAUCACGUCUCCGGCGCCUAAGGGAGCACCUACUUCUAGUGAUUCCGGCAUUUCUAUGGAGGGUGAUGCCAAAGACCGCGAGGCUCAGUCGCCAGCUGUAACAGAGCUUGCUGAGAACACAUCUCUCCCUUCCAAGAAGACAGACGAUCAGGCUGAUGCCAUUGGCAAGGAUGAGCAGCAUAUUCCGCACUUGGAUGCGACCGAUGAACAAUUUCCUGAGAUGGUAACUCACUUUCUUGAAACUGUUCCUGAGGAUACUCUUCUCGAACCUACUGAAGUCGUAGCUGAAGAUGUCGAGAAUGUCACGUCCAAUUCACCCAAGAUGCCAGAGGAGCCCACGCCUCUCGAGGAACCUCUUCUUAUGCCCACUAUUGCCUCUGCCCCUCCGGAGAGUCAGCUGACCCCGGACAACUUCUUCUCCUCCUUACCAGAAGAGAAGGAGAAGGGACAAGAUUACCCUCGAAAGCCAUUCGAUACCUCGGAUUUCGCCGACGCCCUGGCUCGGCCUCGAGUACGACCUCGAACUGCCACACUGCCCGAGCGCCGUUACUCGACCGCUUUGACUCUUGAGAUCGAUCUCAAUGCCCACAACGACCCUGAUCAAGAACACUCACCCAUCGAGGAUGCUCCCAAGAGCGCUAGUGGUGCGUGGCGGCGAGACGGCCUCCAUCGCCGGCAGCCGUCAGCUGGCUUUAUCGGCUUGCCAGACCAGCGCCGGCUUCAUUCUGUUGGUCUUCGCAGUGCUGUGUUGCCAUACCGUUGGCAACAGAUGCGCCGUGAACAGGCGCUCUGGGAAGGACGACCCGGCACUUCUCAUAGCGAGGCCUGA